Phalacrocorax carbo (great cormorant) is the source of this 3416-nucleotide messenger RNA. The record is from RefSeq and is a predicted model, not a curated record. Lineage: Eukaryota; Metazoa; Chordata; Aves; Suliformes; Phalacrocoracidae.
GGGCGGGGGUAGGGACGGGGCGGGGGGAGGCGAAGGGGUCCCCCCGUCCCCCCAACGCGCGUGUGGCCGGGCAGGAUGGCGGAGGGGGUGCUGGAGGUGGGGGGCGUCCCCCCCGACAUGGAGGAGGAGCUGGCAGUGCUCUACUUUGAGAGCCGGCGGCGCUCGGGGGGGGGGCCCGUGCUGAGCUGCCAGCGCCUCGGCCCCCUCCUCUUCCUCACCUUCGAGAACCCCCAGGAUGCCCAGAACGUCCUGGCCCGUGGCAGCCACCGGCUGGGGGGGGCCGAGCUGGGGGUGCGCCCUGCCCCACCCUGGGACCCCAACCACCUGCUACUGCGGGGGCUGCGCCCCGAGACCCCCCCUGAGCUCCUGGAGCCGCACCUGGAGGCGCUGCUGGGUCGCCCCCACGGCACCUUCGACCUGUGCCGGGGCCCGGCGCCCGGCUGGGGGCUGCUGCGCCUGCGGGACCCCAUCACCUCCCUCGAGUUCGCGGCGGUGGAGCAGCGGGCGCAGCGGCAGGGGCCCGAGGGGGCCGCGGUGGCCCUGCUGCGGCCGCCGCAGACCAGCAGCGUGCUGGUGCGGGCGGAGGCGCCGGGGCUGUGCCGCGACCUGCUGGAGCUCUACUUCGAGAACCGUCGCAGCGGCGGCGGCAGCGUGCAGGCGGUGCGGCUGCUGUGGGGCGGCCGGGCGGCCGUCGUCACCUUCCAGGAACCCGCAGCGGCGCAGCGGGUGCUGCAGAGGCCCCACCGGCUGCAGGACACAGUGCUGGCCCUCGCCCCCCACUACCCCUUCCUGGAGCCGCUGGAGGAGGACGCGGACCCCCCGCCGGACACGGCACCUCCACCAGACACAGCCCCCCCGCCAGACGUGACCCCCUCGCUGGACACGACCCCCACACCACACACAGCCCCCCCAGCCCCUGCCAGCCCAGACCCCUGCCCGGAGGUGGCAGAGCCGCUGGCGUCGGGCCCGGUGCCGGGGGCGCUUCCCAGGGAGGGUGAGGACACGGAGCAGGCGGCGAUGGCGGGGUCGGCGCAGGACGAGGUGCUGGUGCCGGCGGAGCCGGGAGCGCUGCGCUACCUGCAGCGGCACUACCAGGACCUGCUGGCCAGCAUCCCCGAGGUGUCCCUGCUGCCGCUGGAAGGGGAGGACGUCACCGGAUUCCGGGUGAGCGGGGAAACGGGCCGGUGCCGGGCAGCGGCCGAUUUCCUGCAGAGCCUGCUGGGCAGCGUGGGCUCGCAGCCGGUGCUGCUGCGGUUCCCCGGCGUCGCCCGCUUCCUGCGGGAUGAAGGCGGGCAGAGCGUCCUCCGGCAGCUGGAGAGCCGCUUCCAUUGUGUCAUCGACCUGGACGGCGUCCACUGGAGCCCCCCGGACCCCCAGCUGGAGCUGGCGGAGCUGCUCCCCCGGAGCUGCCGCCGGGACCCCCUGCCCACGGCGCUGCGCUCCGGGCACCAGGACCGGCCGGACGACGCCGACAGUGCUGACGGCGCCGACGACGCCGACGGCGACAGCCUUCACUCCAACAUAGAGGAGAUCAAGGAGCUGCUGGCAGCGCUGCACCCCGGCGAGGACGCCGGCGAUGGGGAGCCCGUGCCGCAGCCCGGCGACGACGCCGACGAGGAGCUGGACUCCCACGCCAAGCCCCUCGCCGCGGCCGACGCGGAGGGCAUCGGGCAGACGCUGUCGGGCGGGCAGGGGGCCGGGAUGGAGGAGGAGGCGCAGAUGGUGCUGGCCAUCCAGCGCUCCAUGGACAGCAGGCGGCACGAGGAGGAGGAGGAGGAGGAGCUGGCGCGCGCCACCGCGCUCUCCCUCCGCUCCUACUGCCAGGAGCGUCGGGCAGCCCCCGGCGCACGGAGCGAGGAGGAGGAAGAUGCCGGCCUCCUGGCCGCGCUGGAGGCCUCCCUGGAGGAGGCUCUGCCGGCGGCGGACACGGCGCGGGUGAUGGUGUUCUACUCCUUCGAGCGGGACGUGGCCGCGGUGCCGCGGGAGCUGGAGCAGGCGCUGGAGGGGCGGCUGCGGGUGGAGGCGGUGGCGAGCGAGCGCCUGCGGGUGCUGCCGGCCGCCUGCCGCCGCUGCCUGACCUUCCUGCAGCGCAAGCACGCCGUGCGCCUCUGCCUGCGCCACGGCACCGCCACGCUGCGCGGCUUCGCCGAGUACGCCGCCGCCGCCGCCCGCGACCUCGCCCUCCUGCUGCCGCGGCUGCCGCCGCCGGAGCGCGGCCCCCCGGCCCCCGCCGCGCGCUGGGUGCGGUGGGACCCCUCCGGCACCGCCGUCCCCUACGGCCCCGAGGCCGCCGCGCUGCUGGAGCAGGCCUGGCUGCGCCGGGAGCGCCGGCUGGACCUGCUGCUGGACGGGCGGCCCUUCACCGUCGACUUCAAGCGGAUGGAGGAGUACGACAUCGGCAGCGCCUGCGCCUCGGCCGUCUCCCGCAGCUCGCCCCCGACGGAGAGCGCCCGCCGCCUGCUCGGGCCGGAGGUGCUGGGCCUGGAGGAGGAGGAGGUGAGGCUGAUGCCGCUGGCCGAGGACUCGGAGGAGUUCUGUGACACCGUGCGCCAUUUCUACGAGACGCUGGAGGAGCUGCACAGCCACAUCAGCAUCGUCAAGGUGGAGAAGCUGAUCCACCCGCUGCUGUACAAGCAGUACCAGCUGAAGAAGACCAGCAUGGAGAAGGCGUGUACCGGUGGCGCGGUGGAGAGGGUCCUCUUCCACGGCACCACCGAGACCUCCAGCCGCGAGAUCUGCUUGCACGGCUUCAACCGCAGCUUCUGCGGCAAGAACGCCGCUCUCUACGGGCUCGGCGUGUACUUCGCGGUGCACGCGGCCGUCUCGGCGCAGGAGCAGUACUCGCCGCGCAGCGCCGACGGCUGCAAGUACAUCUUCGUGGCCAAGGUGCUGACCGGGGAUUACACGGUGGGGGGCCAGGGGAUGCGGGCCCCCCCGCUGCGGCAGGGGGCUGGGGCCCCCCUGCGCUACGACAGCGUGGUGGACAACCCUCUGCAGCCCGCCAUCUUCGUCAUCUUCAACGACACCCAGGCCUACCCCCAGUACCUCAUCACCUGCCGCCGCCGCGGGGGUCCCCACUAAGCCCCCUGGCACCCACCGUCCUGGCACGCCAGCCCUGCCUGGGGGGCUGCGGAGGGCGGGGUUUUUCCCUGCCCUGCCCCGGGUGCUCAGGGGUGCGGGGGUCCCCCCACCCGAUCCCGCAGAGCUUGGGGUCUGGGGUGGGUCCCUGCCCUGCGGGUCUUGGGGUGCCACGGGGUCCCUGCGCAGCCCUGGGGGCUCGGAGCUUGGGGGGGUGUCCACAGCCCAGAGACACUCCUCGCCCCCCCCUCCAGCCCUGGGGCAGGGGUGGGAUGCGGGAGGGCUCGCAGCCAGCAGUGCAAUAAGAACCAAAGUGGGAAUAAAGUUGGAGAAUUGGA